CCGCAGGAUGGACAGAAAUCCCGAGUUCCGUCUCUCCCCACUUCUCUCUUGGAGCUGGUCCACGGAGGCUGUCGCGGGAACCUGCCCUACUCUGGUCCUGCUUCUCUCUCGGAGCCGCGCGGGUGAAGGCAGCAGAGUUCUCGCUCAGAAGUAAAAGUUUUUUAAGAAAAGAAAAGAUUGCUUCAUCUGAAGUAAAAAAAAGCCAAAAAAACAGUAGUGACUGCUCGGUUUCCAAGACCUUUUCUAAGAUGGAACCCAUAACAUUUACAGCCAAGAAACAUGCAUUUCCUAGUGAGAUCUCAGUGGACUUCAGCCUCCAACUAGUGGGCUCUUUGCCUGUCCAUUAUCUGACCACCAUGCCCAUGCUACCUUGGGUGGUAGCAGAGGUUCGAAGACUCAGCACACAGUCCUCCAAAAAAGAGCAUGUUGUCAAUCAAAUCCGACUCUGUGUUUCUCCUGCCUGCCUGAAGUGUGAACCUGACCCAGGGAAGAGUCACCAGUGGGAUCCACUGAUCUGUUCCAGCAUUUUUGAAUAUAAGCCCCAGCAGGUCCACAAACUGAUUCAUAAUAGCCACGAUCCAAGUUACUUUGCUUGUCUGAUUAAGGAAGAUACAGCAAGCCAGCAGAGUAUUUGCUAUGUUUUCAAGGCUGAUGAUCAAACUAAAGUGCCUGAGAUCAUUAGCUCCAUUAGACAAGCUGGGAAGAUUGCUCGCCAGGAAGAAUUUCAUUCUCAAUCUGAAUUUGACGAUACUUUUGCCAAGAAGUUUGAAGUACUCUUCUGCGGACGAGUGACUGUGGCUCACAAAAAGGCCCCACCGGCUCUGAUCGAUGAAUGUAUUGAGAAAUUUAAUCAUGUUAGCUGCAGCAGAAAAGCCGAGUUGGACAUGUUGGCCCAGAAUUCUGAAGCUAUAAGUACUGUGGGAGGGUUUUCCUUAACGGAUAAGUUCCGAUCGGUGUUCCAGCCAGGAGGCAGUGCAGAACAGGACAGAAAACCGAUGAGGAAAUCUUUCUCUCAACCCGGACUGCGUUCUUUGGCUUUUAAGAAGGAGUUUCAAGACGCAGGCUACAGAAGUAGUAGUUUUUUUGGUGGCUCCUUUGAGGAAAAUGACAUUCAGAGCCACCUGAUCAGUGGACAUAAUAUCGUGCAGCCAACAGACAUAGAGGAGAAUCGGACUAUGUUAUUUACGAUUGGCCAGUCGGAAGUUUACCUCAUCAGUCCUGACACCAAAAAAAUAGCAUUGGAGAAGAACUUUAAGGAGAUUUCCUUUUGCUCUCAGGGAAUUCGACAUGUGGAUCACUUUGGGUUUAUCUGCAGAGAGUCUUCAGAGAAUGGAGGUUUUCAUUUUGUUUGCUACGUUUUUCAAUGCACAAAUGAAGCCUUGGUUGAUGAAAUUAUGAUGACUCUGAAACAGGCUUUCACUGUUGCAGCUGUGCAACAGCAGACCUCCAGAGUUCCAGUUCAGCAGUGUGAAGGAUGCCCCAUGCAUUACCUCCACAAGCUAUGUGAGAGGAUAGAAGGAAUGUCUUCUUCCAAAACUAAGCUGGAGCUCCAGAAGCACCUCACAACACUAAAUAAUCAAGAACAAGCAACUAUUUUUGAGGAGGUUCAGAAAAUAAGGCCCAGAAAUGAGCAAAAGGAGAAUGAACUUAUUAUUUCUUUCCUGAGAUGUUUAUAUGAAGAAAAGCAAAAAGACCACGUUCAUAUUGGGGAAUCAAAGCAGACAUCACAGAUUUCAGCAGAGACUAUUCGAAAUGAAUUGCCAACCAAUGCUCCUCGGUUCAGGCUUGAUAUGCUGAAAAGUAAAGCAAAGAGAUCAUUGACAGAAUCCCUAGAAAGCAUAUUGUCCCGGGGGAGUAAAGGCAAAGGGUUGCCAGAACAAUCUGGGAGUGUGGAUCUGGACAGCUCUGUGUCGAGUACAUUCAGUAACACCAGUAAAGAGUUGUCAAUGGGGGAAAAGGAGCUGCCAGCCCUCCCAGAAGGUUCUUGCCCGCCCCCGGGGUCCUUAGAUGACCUCUCCAGCACCUCGGGGAGCCCGCUGCCCGAGGAGGCCGCCCCGCCAUCCCCGCGGCAGGAGUUCAGGAGGCGAGCGAACACACUGAGCCACUACCCUGUGGAAGGCCAGAAGCCCCCGGAGCCGCCCGAGGCGUCGCCCGGCCUUCCGCAAAGGAAACUUAUGAGGUAUCACUCAGUGAGCACAGAGACUCCUCAUGAGCGAAACUUGAACCCACCUGUUGAUGAGUCUAAAAGUCGCUCAGGUCAGUCUUCGACUCCUGCUCUCCCACCUCAUCGUCUUAAUCCCUCAGCCUCCUCACCAAAUUUUUUUAAAUACCUAAAACAUAAUUCAAGUGGAGAACAAGGUGGGAAUGCUGUGUCAAAGAGCAUCUCCUAUCGUAGUGCCCUGCGGAAAAAACUUCAUUCUUCUUCCUCUGUGCCAAAUUUUCUAAAAUUUUUGGCUCCUGUAGAUGAAAAUAACACCUCUGACUUUAGGAGCACAAAAAGGGACUUUGAAUCGAAAACACACCACCAUGAUAGUAACAAUGAGAGCCCUUUGAAGACCCGCCGGCAUUCAUGGAGGCAACAGAUCUUCCUUCGAGUGGCAACUCCACAGAAAGGGUGUGAUUCUCCUAGUAGAUUUGAAGAUUAUUCAGAUCUGGGAGAUCUUCCUCCACGUUCUCCAUUGGAGCCAGUGUGUGAAGAUGGUCCCUUUGGCCCUGUGAUAGAGGAGAAGAAACGAACAUCCCGAGAACUCCGGGAGCUAUGGAAGAAAGCAAUUCUACAGCAGAUUCUGCUGCUCAGGAUGGAGAAGGAGAACCAGAAACUGCAAGCUUCUGAAAACGAUUUGCUAAAUAAACGACUGAAGCUUGAUUAUGAAGAAAUCACUCCCUGUCUUAAAGAUGUAACUUCAGUAUGGGAAAAAAUGUUAAGUACACCAGGAAGGUCAAAGAUUAAGUUUGACAUGGAAAAAAUGCACUCUGCUGUUGGGCAAGGAGUACCUCGUCAUCACCGUGGUGAAAUAUGGAAAUUCUUAGCAGAGCAGUAUCACCUGAAACACCCAUUUCCCAAUAAACAGCAGCCAAAGGACACUCCGUAUAAAGAACUCUUGAAGCAGCUAACUUCCCACCAGCAUGCAAUUCUUAUUGAUCUGGGCCGCACCUUCCCGACACAUCCGUACUUCUCGGCGCAGCUGGGGGCGGGGCAGCUGUCGCUCUACAACAUCCUCAAGGCCUACUCGCUCCUGGACCCGGAGGUGGGCUACUGCCAGGGCCUGAGCUUCGUGGCCGGCGUGCUGCUCCUUCACAUGAGCGAAGAGGAUGCCUUUAAGAUGCUGAAGUUUCUGAUGUUCGACAUGGGACUCCGGAAGCAGUAUCGGCCGGACAUGAUCAUCUUACAGAUCCAGAUGUACCAGCUCUCAAGACUUCUUCACGAUUACCACAGAGAUCUCUAUAGUCACCUGGAAGAACAUGAAAUUGGCCCCAGCCUUUACGCUGCCCCUUGGUUUCUUACCAUGUUUGCAUCCCAGUUUCCAUUAGGAUUUGUAGCCAGAGUUUUUGAUAUGAUCUUUCUUCAAGGAUCAGAGGUCAUAUUUAAAGUGGCCUUAAGUCUGCUUGGAAGCCAUAAACCCUUGAUUCUACAACAUGAAAAUUUAGAAACCAUAGUAGAUUUUAUUAAAAAUACACUACCAAAUCUGGGCUUGGUGCAAAUGGAAAAGACCAUAAAUCAGGUGUUUGAGAUGGACAUCUCCAAGCAGCUACAGGCUUAUGAAGUUGAAUACCACGUGCUUCAGGAUGAACUUAUCGAUUCCUCUCCACUCAGUGACAACCAAAGAAUGGACAAAUUAGAAAAGACCAACAGCAGCUUACGGAAACAGAACCUUGACCUCUUGGAAGAAUUGCAGGUGGCCAAUGGGAAGAUCCAGAGCCUUGAGGGCACCAUCGAGAUGCUGUUGGCCAAUGAGAACAGACUGAAACAGACGGCCUUGGCUUUAGAGCUGGAGAGGUCGGCCCUUCUGAGGACCGUGGAGGAGCUCCGGAAGAAGGCCGCCCAGCUGGGGAACGGCGACCUGGGUGCCGCCCAGCCGGAGCUCACAGAGGACGGUCACUGAGGAGCGGCUGCCCCCAGCGGCCUGGAGGAGCUCCCCCAAGAGGGCCGAGGGAAGCACGGCGCCGGCGUCCUUGCCUUAGCCUAGCCACGCAGGCGGAGGAGUGGGAUGUAGAGACGCGUUGCUCAGGGAGGAACCUCUUGCUUUUGUUAUCACGCGAAGGCUUCUCACCGAACAUCAGGGCAGUUUUCUAAAAGUUGGGAGGAGGGAGAGAUGUUCAGUUACUUUAUUUUCUUCUUCCUUAGACCCUAAGUCCCGUGUCCCCAUCCAUGCCACUUACGUACUCUGAAGAUUUAGGUAGACGAGAGCCCUUUGAUAUCAAUAAAUGCACUUUCCUGUUA
Molecule: messenger RNA, 4441 nt
Organism: Monodelphis domestica (gray short-tailed opossum)
Lineage: Eukaryota; Metazoa; Chordata; Mammalia; Didelphimorphia; Didelphidae
Gene: TBC1D1
Product: TBC1 domain family member 1
Source: RefSeq, a predicted model, not a curated record